AUGAAGUGUAUGGGUGCCUUGGUCGGUUCAACAUUGGUUGAUCCAUCAAAAACAUCAUGGCCAAACUUUAUGAAGAAGCUGCGGAAGUUCUUGGAGUCGAUGAUUCAGAAGUCAGGCAAAAUCAGGUCUUUGGUGCGGGAGAUCGCCGAUGUCUACUCAAAAAGUGAUGUCCUGCAGAAGUCUUCUUCUCAAUCGCUCGACGAACUCCAGAAACUUGAUGGCCAGUACGAUGUCUGCAACAAUGUGAUGGCCAAGGGUGAGGUGAAUGGAUUUGGGCCGGAGUGCUCAACGGCCUGCGCAGCGGAAGCAAAGACGAGGAAUGCGAAACGGUAUGAGAAGAAGGACGCUGAUUUGCCCGGAUCCCCACCUGUGAAAAAGGAGAAGAAAGAUAAGACAGACAAACGUGCUGGCAAUGCCGUGAAAGCAUUCAGCAAAGACAUCGGCCAAGGUGUUCUGGCCUCAAAGGCAUCGGGAUCAGCCAUCAAGGAAUCGGAAGGACCUUUCCCGUGGCCAGUGCCGCUAGGGCGGGGACGGUCUGGGACAGCCACUGGUGACGGCCUGGCGGCCGGAAAUGGGCAAGGUUUGGGAGGCCUGUCGUCAUCACUCUGUCCUCCCGUCGCCCCUUCAGUCCCGGAAUGGUUGGCACAUCUACCACUUGAACUUCAAGGGAAUAAGCGCCUUCUCAACAUUGCCGAUGAAUCUGCCGCCAUGCCAUGCAUAGCUUUUGAUCUACCACGGCCCAAUCUUUGUGCCGGACGUGUGUUGGAACACUGUGUCAAAACAGUCUCAAGCUGCAGAGCUGCAAUCAGAGCAGCGAAAGGCAUUGUGAGCGAUCUUGGAGAGGAUGUCGCGGCAAAAAGCCGUGGGCUCACAGAGUUGAGCCGUUGUCAUGAAACUACUAGCGAAAGGGAUGUUGAAAGAUUAACAAGAAAAUUCAAUCUUUCGCUCCGCAUUCCAAUCACUGAACUGCAGAAAUCCCCUGGAGUGCGGUACACAGGGACAUUCCAUGUGAUCGCUUUGCGGGAUUGGAUUCAAUAUAUAGUCAGCCAUGGCUUAUGGCAUGUGCUUCUUGGCCUCCACAACGCAGAUGGCAAAAGAGAAAGGGCAAUUCUUCGUGAGUUUUGGAGACUUUAUCGGAUAGCCCAUCCGCAGCAUCAACUGUUUGACGCCAUUCAGAAGUAUGCCAUCGAUGAGGGUCGACUCCUUCCAGUUUUGAUGCAUGGAGACGAGGGGCGAGGGAGAAAGAAAUCUCCAUUUCUCGUCACAUCCUUCCAUUCAGUUUUAGGCUUUGGAACCAACUUGGCCAACAGCGAAAGGAAAAGAAGAAAGUAUUUGAGCAUGAAACUUAACUACUGCGGCUCAACGAACACAAGCAGAAUGAUUUCUGGGUGCCUGCCCAAAAUGAGCAAAGAUGAAGCCGCGCUUCAGGAUCUUCUGACUUAUACGACGGGCGAUUGCUGGCGCAUGCUUGAGCAUGGAGUUUUGGAUGCUGAUGGUCAGCGAUACCAUGCUGCCUGCAUCAAUGCAGUGGGUGACUGGAUGUGGCUUGCAAAAGCUGGUAACCUGGAAAGGUCAUUUUCAAACGUGCCCAAGAAACCUUUGGUCGCUGGCUCGCGGCCAAAGGGCAUUUGCCACCUUUGCUUGGCAGGCCGCCCUGGGUUUGACUUUGAGAAUUUGAGCUCUGAUCCCGCAUGGCUGGGUACUUUAUUCACACCCGGAGACGAGCCAUGGAAGUCUAAACCAAUUUUAUUGAGUUUGCCUCACGACCCAGCCCGGGCUGCAGGAUUCUUUGCCUACGAUGUCUGGCACGCUUUUCACCUCGGCUUAGGAAAGUCGUUUGUGGCAGCAGUGCUGGCUUGUAUUUCGGAUCGCUUUGGAGCGAGCACAGUGGAUGCUAGGUUUUUAGAGUUGACAGACUUAUAUUUACAAUUCUGUGACGAGUCUCGCGAGCCAGCAUAUAUCACUGCAAUUACCAAGGAAUCUUGCGAAUGGCCUGAUCGGAAGACCUUCCCUAAUGGCCAAUGGCAUAAAGGCCAUGGCACGACCACGUUACUUCGUUUCUUGGAAAGCUGGUUCUCCAAAAACAAUGUUGCGGAUGAUCUCAUUUUAUCCAUGUGUGCCGAAGCAGUUGUGGUUCUCAACCGCUGUUUUCACGAAAUGUACGCCAGUGACCUGUGGCUUGAAGUUUCUGCUUGCCAUCGCAUCGGUGGCAUUGGAAUGCAAUUUCUGUGUCUGUAUCAACGGCUGGCGUUGGAAGCUUUUUCUCAGUCCAAAGCCCUUUUCGCUUACCUUCCCAAGUGCCACAUCGUGCACCAUAUAAUGAUGGGUCUUGCCAAGGCUCAUGUUGCCAGCCUGAACCCUUUGACUUUCGGAGUACAGAUCGAUGAGGAUUUCAUCGGGAAGAAGAGCAGAGUAGCGCGCCGCGUGGCGCCUACUCAGGUAAUCAAAAGAGUUCUUCAACGAUCACUGCAGAUCGCGUAUGCUGAUUGGCAGGAAGCGGGUUACAUCAAGUAA
Messenger RNA from Cladocopium goreaui, 2514 nucleotides. The record is from the annotation of a GenBank genome assembly. NCBI's taxonomy places the organism in Eukaryota, Dinophyceae, Suessiales, Symbiodiniaceae.